UCAUUCACUCCUACCAACGUCUCUCUAUUGACGCCGCCAGCUUCUUGUUUGGCAGCACCAGUGGACUGGACCAUGCUGUUGGGUGGAUCUCGAUCUGGUGGAGCUGCUACCGCAGCCGAGUCAAAUGACCAAAAAGCUCCUCUGCCGAUACCCUCUGCUUCUCCACUUACAACUCAUUUAUUUGUGCCUCCUCUCCACAAAUUUAGUGCCCGCAGUGUGGCCUAUCAAUUUCACUUCUGCUACUCUAAAACUUGCUCUCUUUCUUUCUAA
Molecule: messenger RNA, 270 nt
Organism: Protopolystoma xenopodis
Lineage: Eukaryota; Metazoa; Platyhelminthes; Monogenea; Polystomatidea; Polystomatidae
Source: the annotation of a GenBank genome assembly